This is a messenger RNA of Paramormyrops kingsleyae, 3249 nucleotides long. RefSeq names its product cerebellar degeneration-related protein 2b (gene cdr2b). NCBI's taxonomy places the organism in Eukaryota, Metazoa, Chordata, Actinopteri, Osteoglossiformes, Mormyridae. The record is from RefSeq and is a predicted model, not a curated record.
AGUAUAAUUGCUCCAUGUCGCUGCGCCGCUUAUCGGCUGAUUCUGCACCGGGCUGGACUGAGCGCAGUUUGUUCAGGGCGAGCGAGCGGAGCUGCAGCGGUGUAGCCGGGUACGGGAAAAGGGGAAGGAAACUCGGCUGAAGGGACGGGGCGCCGGCUCAGAGUGGUGGGGGAUACAGGAUAAGAUCAGGGAGAAGAUGCUGACCGACAUGAUUGUGGAGGAAGAGUUUGAAAUUAAAGAGGAAGAACCCUGGUAUGAUCAGCAGGACCUUGAACGGGACCUGCAUCUGGCUGCUGAACUGGGGAAGACGCUGCUGGACAGGAACCGGGAGCUGGAGGAGGGGAUGCAACAGCUGUACACCACCAACCAGGAGCAGCUGCAGGAGAUUGAGUACCUCUCCAAGCAGGUGGACCUUCUGAGGCAGAUGAACGAGCAGCACGCCAAGCUGUACGAGCAGCUGGACGUCACCGCGCGCGAUCUGGAGAAAGGCAACCAGCACCUGGUCCUGGACAACCGCUUGGCCCAGCAGAAGAUCGAGAGCCUGACGGAGACGAUCGACGGACUGCAGACGCAGGCGGAGCAGCUGCAGACGCAGGUGGAGGAGCUGAGGGGUGCGCCAUCGGGGUGCCUAGACCAGCAGCGGCGAGCCCUGGGCACGCAGAGCGUCUCCUGUCUCGAGGAGCUGUACAGCCUGCACAGGUACUCGUCGUGUGAUCAGGCACAUGUGGAGGGCACCCUGCUGGCCAAGGAUGAGAAUGCGACCUUGAAGCGCUCCAUGCAGACCCUGCAGACCCAGCUGGGGGCGGAGCAGAGACAGCGCGCAGAGGUGGAGCGGGAGGCGGAACUCCUGGCCCAGGAGGUGGGCGAGCUGGAGCGCCGGCUGGCAGAGCUGGAGGGCGGCCAGGCGCGGCUGCGGGAGCUGGAGGCUGAGGUGCAGGAGCUGCGGGAGCUGUGGAGGGCCGACGGCGGCGGCAGAGGAGAGAGGCUGCUGCCCGACUCUGUGUUCUUUGAGCUAGGGGAGGAGCCGAGCCCUGUGGAGGAGGAUGAGCUGAAGGGGGCCUCGCAGGGGGGCCGGCGCGCGCUGACCCGCCAUGCCAGCGAGAGCUUCCUGAAGGGCGGCGCCGGCGAGGAGUUCCGGCUCGGGCACGAGCGCAUGUGCAUCCGCCGCGCAGAGGUGGUGAAGGAGCGUGGCAUCUCCCUGCUUAACGAGGUGGACGCCCAGUACAGCGCCCUCCAGCUGAAGUACGAUGAACUGCUGCGGCACUGCAAGCAGGGCUCGGAGCAGUGGAGUCACAAGGCGGUGCAGACCCCGGCGGGCAGGCCGGGCAGCCAUGGUCGGCCGUCGGGCGAGGAGCCCUCCUCUCAAGCCAGCGUCCCCGAGGCCGAUGGCCGGCAGCCCGAAUACAAGGCCCUCUUUCAGGAGCUCUUCAGCUGUAUCCAGAAGACCAAAGAGGACCUGAGUGAGAACAAGGCCAAGCUGAGUGAAGCACAGUGACGCUCCUGUGCUGUGGGGUGGACGGGGGGGCACCACAAGUGGAUACCUGGAGGUCUGAAGCUCCACAUCGCAGCUGGUUUGUGUUUGUGCCGUAACACCAGCCCUGGAAACAAACAUGUAACCCCCCCACACACUGUCACAGAGGUGCAUCAGCUCUGUGGACAUUCGACUCCUCCCUCAAGUAUUCUGUAUUUUUUUGUGUUUAACUUAUUUAAAACCUGCAUUUUACCUGCAAUGGGACGUCCUUGCCAGACUGGGGCUUGGUCCAGGGAAUGACUAAGCUGUGUUUUCACUCUUUCAGAAUGAGCUACUGCCCGUGUUUGAUAUUGUUAGAGGGCCAGUGUCGUGUUUUUUUUUUUUUUUUCCUGCAAAUGAAACUGUUGAAAAAAAGAAUAUAUAUGAUUAGAAAGAAUGGAGUGAGAGUAGGUUGCAUAAUGUAUGCAAUGACCAAUGUAUUGAUAGUGGCAUGUCUGCUUUAUACCAGUGAGUAUAUGAAUGUCUUGUCAUGAAGCCACUAAAAUAACGAGGAAACGGCAGCGUGUUUAGGUGGCGCUCAGAUGGAACCCUUGAGGGCGUGAUUGUCUAGCAUGGUGUUUCUCACAAGCAUAGUGGUGAGUAUGCAGUGUUAAAAAGGCAUCGUGCCGCAGGAGCGUCCUGUGUGUGGUAAUGCUGUCCGGGAUCCUCCUGGCCAGUGUGUUCUGUCCUUUUGGAGUGUAGAGAUGUGAGGUUGUGAUAUGUUCCAGUUCAGUUCACUGUGUUCCAAGGUUGUUGAUUAAUUUAAUUCCUAUUGCUCAGCAGUAUUCAGCUAACAGGAGUCAAAAUGUAGUUUCUGUGACGUGGAAAGGUAGAUGAUUGCGCGAUUACACCUGCAUGCUGGACCUCCACCUAAACGUUGGAUUGCUUUGGAAUACGUCAUGUUAGUUUUUUUUUUUUGCGAUCUCAGCCCCAUCAUUUUUGAUGUGUGUUUUGAAGCGAAAAUGAUUGUUAAUGUUAACUCAGGAGCCUCUAAAGAUGCAUAAAAUGUGCAAUGUAUCACUCAAACCCUGCACAUUUGCUUCAUUACUAUUUGUUACAGGUUUAGUCUAAAUGGAUUUUUCUUUUUCUAAGGUUAAACAAGUACUACCAGCUUACUGGAUUUAAUUCCAUUCCUUCCAGAUGAGCACAUACUGGUUGAAAUCCAUUCUACACAAUAGUGAUUAAGUUCUCUGAUUACGGGGUUUUUUUAAAUGUAAUUAUCAAAGAUUAGGAGAGAAUUACAGGAAGUAUGAGUUUCUGGUUUGGUGGUGCACUAUUUUUGUAUGUCCAUCGCAAACAUAUUUUAAUAUUUAACAGUGGAUUAUUUUGUAAUUAUUUAGCUAUUUACAUUAGUGUGUUUCACACCCUGCAAUGCGAUGACAGGGAUUGGCCCAUUUUAUUUUUUUUUAGUCUGGGAGGGAGGUGAACGUUUAACAAAUGGAUGUGGCCAAGAACAGAAUACACAAGAGACAAAGGACGUGACUCAGUCCGUGAAGACACCCAGCUCGGCCUCGUUCUGUUUUGCACAAGAGAAACCAUCUCAAUUUCCCAAAACCAUAAGAGCACUCUUCCCAGGGAGGUGAUCCUUGUUUAAUUGUAUCUAGCACGUGUGUAUAGUGUAAAUUACAAAAACAUAAGCUCCAUACAUGGGGGCUGAGCUAGGACCGUGUCGCGUUGUAAUAACAGCACUGACUUUUGCCUUGAGAAAAAACCAAUAAAGUAAUUUGUGACGAUAUGAA